Messenger RNA from Arabis nemorensis, 285 nucleotides. Lineage: Eukaryota; Viridiplantae; Streptophyta; Magnoliopsida; Brassicales; Brassicaceae. The record is from the annotation of a GenBank genome assembly.
AUGGAUUCGUAUUGGUAUUACGAGAGCGACGAGCCACACUUUCUAGAAUCUUGCUCUCUUUGUCGCAAAACACUUUCUCUUAACUCCGACAUUUUCAUGUACAGAGGAGACAUGGCGUUCUGUAGCCAAGAGUGUAGACAAGAACAGAUUGAGUCUGAUGAACUCAAAGCCAAGACCUGGAAAAAAACGUCGUUGUCUUCAAGAUCAUCUCUUCGUAAAUCGUCCGAUUCCAAAGAUUCCGUCGCCGGAAAGACCGUACGGACCGAAACUCUUGUCGUAGCCUAG